CAUGCUCGGCUCUUGCACACCACACUCUUGUUGAUUGUGUGCGCUUUGAUCUCACUGAACAGUGCAUCUGACGUGCAGUUUAUACUUUCUGUCUUUCUUUCUUGUUCAGAGAAACAUUUACUUACAGAGAAGUAUGCUGCAAAAUUCACAUCUGUCCUGAGUGUGAAGAUAUCCACAAUCAGCGAGGCACAGAGUCAGCCAUUCUUCUGCUGAGCACAUUGAGCACAUUUAAAGCAGAGGAGACGUGAAAGAGAGGAGAGAAGAAGAAAGAGAGAGGGAGAGACAGAGGCUGGCCUGCCUGAUGGCAGAGAGCUGGAUGUCCCAGUGAGGUCAGGUCGGACGGAGGUCAUGGGGUCAUUUACGCUCGGCAAAGCUGCUUCCCUGGAGCUGCUGCUGGACGCCUGCAUUCAUGCGUUUGAUGAUAAAGGAGAGCUGCAUGAAAAUCAGCUUCCUCGAACAUUUCUGCUGAUGCAUCGCUGGUAUGUUUCCUCCACCGAGCUCGCUGGGAAGCUUCUGAUCAUGUAUCGCGACUGUCGGGGAGAUGACUGCCAAAGGACACGACUGAAGAUCUGUUAUUUAAUGAGGUACUGGAUUGCUGAAUUCCCUGCAGAGUUUGAUCUGGAUCUGGGUCUGAUCCGUCUUACAGAAGAGUUUCGAGAUGCAGCCGCUGAGCUUGGUGGAGACAAACACAUUAAACUACUUGACAUUUCUACAAUCCCCUCGUAUGACUGGAUGCGUAAACUGACUCAGCGAAAGAAGCAGGUGAAGAAGGGCAAAGCGUCACUGCUGUUUGAUCAUCUGGAACCCAUCGAGUUGGCUGAACAUCUCACUUUCUUAGAGUACAAGUCCAUCAGGAGGAUAUCGUUCACAGAUUACCAGAGUUAUGUGAUUCACGGCUGUCUGGUAGAUAACCCUACAUUAGAGCGCUCCAUUGCUCUGUUUAACGGCAUCUCUCAGUGGGUUCAGCUGAUGGUUCUCAGUAAACUCACCCCUCAGCACAGAGCAGAGGUCAUCACCAAAUACAUCCACGUUGCACAGAAACUCCUCCACCUGCAGAACUUCAACACAUUGAUGGCUGUGGUUGGAGGUCUGAGUCACAGCUCCAUUUCCCGCCUGAAGGAAACUCAUUCACACCUCAGCCCAGAGGUCACUAAGAUCUGGAAUGAAAUGACAGAGCUGGUUUCGUCCAACGGUAAUUACUGUGCUUACCGCAAAGCCUUUGGUGAAAGCAAAGGCUUCAAGAUCCCAAUUCUAGGUGUUCACCUGAAGGACCUUAUCGCUGUACAUGUGGUGUUUGCGGACUGGGUGGAGGACGGGAAGGUGAACAUCGCGAAGAUGCAGCAGCUUUUUCUCACCUUUAACGAGCUGGUGUCUCUGCAGAGUGCUGUAGCUCAGGUGGAGCCCAACAUGGACCUCAUUUACCUGCUCAACCUGUCCUUGGAUCUGUACUACACAGAAGAUGAAAUUUACGAGCUGUCCUUGCUCAGAGAACCCCGUAAUCCUAAAUCUCAGCCCACAUCACCCACAACACCCAACAAACCUCUGGCUCCACUGGACUGGGCUUCUGGAGUAACCACCAAACCAGAUCCCUCAGUGGUCAACAAACACAUUAGGAAAGUUGUGGAUUCUGUCUUUCGAAACUAUGAUCAUGAUCAUGAUGGAUACAUAUCCCAAGAAGACUUUGAGAGCAUCGCUGCAAAUUUCCCUUUCCUUGAUUCCUUCUGUGUGCUGGAUAAAGACCAGGAUGGACUGAUCAGUAAGGAUGAGAUGAUGGCGUAUUUCUUGCGUGCAAACCCGCUGCUGCAGUGCAAGAUGGGGCCUGGAUUUAUUCACAACUUCCAGGAGAUGACAUACCUGAAGCCGACCUUCUGUGAACACUGCGCUGGAUUUCUCUGGGGAAUUAUUAAACAAGGAUACAAGUGCAAAGAUUGUGGAGUGAACUGUCAUAAACAGUGUCGUGAGCUGCUGGUUUUGGCGUGUCGUCGUCUGCCUCGCUCCACGUCUCUGGGCAGUGUGUCUCCUGGAGUGCUCACACACAGCUCUUUACCCAGCAGCCCCAACCUGCCCACCUGUAAAGACGACGAUGAGGUGUUUACGUUUCCCACUGUGUCUCCAUCAUCUGGCUCUGAUCUGGAGGGAAAGUCCAUCACCCUGAUGACAGGUUCAGCCCAGCGCAUCUCAGUGCGGCUCCAGAGAGCAACUACCAGCCAGGCCACACAGACAGAGGAACACCUGUGGCCUGAGAAUGGCUGGGCGGCUGUUGCUGACAGUGGCUCGCACACCUUUCCCAAAAUGAGGUACAGGCCACAUCACAAAGCGUCCAAGAGCAAAGGGUUCGCUCGCUGGGAGAACGACACUCAGGGCUCGAUGGGGACGAGGAACAGCAGGAACUCACAGGAGCAUAGUGAAGAGUCACAGCAGAAUGGACUCACAGAACAACAUACCAAUAAAACCAGGACCUCUGAGAUCAGCUGACUUGACCGCUCAGUAGGCCCAUGCAGGACACCCUGGAGCCUGUCCGGACCCCGGCCCAGAGGCCUAUCCUCACUGGUGGGCAUGCUGGGGUGCCUGAUGCCUCCAGUGGAUCAGGAAUAGAGCCACUCUUUCCACAGCCUUGGCAACUGAGAAACAGCAGGCUCGACCCGCUGACUCGCUGACUAAACAAGGAGUGACUGCACUGUGCUGUCCUGUGUAUCCAAACAGAUGCGUUGGAAAGCGAACUGAGAAUCACUAGACGCUGAUGUGAAGGAUGCAUCAGCCGAAUAACAGAUGCGUGAGGAAGAGUAUUUAAGGUAUGCCGCUGACGUGCUUUCGACACGCUCUGGUUUUCGUUCUCAAAAAACACUAUGCGAAAUGGGACGCAAUGGAUGUGAAGGUUAUGUUUAAGUUGUUAUAAACUGAAGUUGUAGGUAUGUAUGAUAGAAUAUUAAAACACUAACUAUUACUCAGCGACACAUUAUGAGCUCAUAUUGAAGGUACGUCUAGUUUCAAGACUCCAAAUAUAAGAUUACACUGUUUUCAAGGAUUGUUUCACAUAUGGCGAGACCAUGAGGUGACCUCUGACCAUCUACACCACUACAUCAGUGUUGCCUAGUAGCAUUGAUAUCUAUAUAAGGGUGAAGUGAUCUACAUAAAUUCAGACACUUGGAUUCAGCAGACACAGGUGUGCCGUCGGCCAGGUGUUUGUAUGGCCUCUGUUGCUAAGCUCCAGAUGAGUUAAUCGGUAACACAGUGUCCUUCAGUGCCAUAUGAAGUAUGUUUGACACAGAGACAGGCUCAGUUUGAGCUCGAAAGGUUUUGAUGGGACAAGCUUUAUGCCGUUAUUUUUGCUGACUUGACUACGUGUGUGUUUGUGCAUGAGAGAGAGAGAGAGAGAGAGGAGAGAGAAAGAGAGAGAUGACACAGGUGGAUCAACAAAUCAAAUAAGACAAACAGUGAUUAUAGUGAGUCUUUGAGCCGAUAAGAUUAGAUGUGCUUCUGGAAUCAAAAAAAAAAAAAAAAAAA
This is a messenger RNA of Danio rerio (zebrafish), 3504 nucleotides long. The record is from RefSeq and is a predicted model, not a curated record. NCBI's taxonomy places the organism in Eukaryota, Metazoa, Chordata, Actinopteri, Cypriniformes, Danionidae.